CUUUUGUCGCUCAUUUCCACUGAUGUCUCCUGCUCAGCUGAUGAAGAGUGCUUCUCGCGCGGCCGUGCGCCCGGCGCGUUCGGCCGUCCGUGCCUUGGCGCAGCAGCGCACGCAGGCCAAGUCUGCUGUGCGUAAGUCGCUCGCGACUGGUCUGCUCGCCAGCAGCGUCCUCCUUCAGUCGCAGGCUGCGCGCGCUGCGGAGGCGGAUCAGCUGGACACCACCGUCGAGACCGUUGUUGGUGCUGUCAAGGCCACUGGUGAGGUCGUGAAGGCCGGUAUCUCCACCAUCCAGACCGGCGUGAAGAUCCUCAAGGAGGGCUACGAUGUGGCUGCCCCAAUCGCCAAGCAGGCCGUGGACACUGUUGCUCCCGUGGUUGUUGAGGCCGCGAAGAAGACUGUCGAGCUGGCACAGCCUGCGAUUGAUGCCGCCGCCCCGGCAAUCUCGAACACUGUCUCUGAUGUGUUGGAGAGCACGGGUGUCGACCUGUCGGCCGUGACGAACGCGGCGGGCACCGUUGGCGAGGUGGCUGGUACCGCGGUCAGUGCUGCCACCCCAGUUGCCCGCUCCUUGGCUGAGGUCCUCGCUAGCAGUGACCCGGUCACUCUGGGCGAGUACGCUCUAGGCGCUGUGGCUCUCUACUACCUGACGCCCGCUCUGUUCGGGCUGUUCCGUGGCUUUGCUGGUGAGCUGACUGCUGCAGUGGCUCUCGACACUGUGGUGAACGACGCCUCGGCCGUGCUGAUUGACAUCCGCUCAGCCCGGGAAAAGGAGGCCAGCGGCGUGCCUGAUGUGCCCGGUGCUGCCUCAAGCAAGGUUUUGGAGGUGGAGUUUGCCGCCCUGGAGGACAAGAAGCUGCGCUCUCAGCUGAAGGACCCGUCCUUCAUUGAGGCGCAGACCACUGCCCUGCAGAUUGCCUCGCUGCGCCGCAUCGGGACUAGCAGCAAGGUCAUCCUUUUGGACCGCUACGGCGCUUCGGCGGAGGCUGUCGCCCGCGAGCUGGCCAAGAAGGGCUAUAGCCGCGUCUUCAUUGUGGCUGGUGGCUUCGAUGGCCGCGCCGGCUGGAUUCAGUCGAAGCUGCAGAUUAAGCCUUACACCGCAACGAACUUGACAUUCGCUGCCCCGGCCUUCGGUGCACGCACCGGCACGACGUCGACCCGCCGCCUGCCGGCACCGCGCGCGUAAUGAGCGUAUGAGUGCACUCGCCCAUGGUGCCUUUGCUCGAACUGUGCAUCGGUAAGAAAUGUUGCACUUGAUAACUCAGCUUUGUUUUCUCUGGCUAUCAAGGAUGGACGACUAUCAUGGGCAGUGCCAAUCGCGAUAUCGUGGGUGUAUGGAAUUGACGUUGGCAAGGCUGACCUGUUCAUGACAUCUGUAUGACCGGAAACUUGGUUCGAUUGGACCCGCGAUUUAGCUCCAACGGGUCGAUCGUAUCGUGAGCGAGCUGUCGGUGGUUGUGACGCAGGGCCAUGUGCGUGGUUGACCCUAAGGACCGCAGCAGCAGCUGCAGAGUGAAUAACGGCUGCAGCCGCAUGGGCGAGAAAGACGAAAUUCACAUGAGGGUAGGCGAGGAGAGGCUUGUUCAGCCAUUAACAGCCCGAAGUAUUGCGCCCCCGUUUGUGUGGAUUUUGGUAGAUCGUGGCGCAAGUAGCGUAGGUUUCCAGCCUGUGGGCUUAUAUGUUUCAGACGAUGAUAAAAGUGUAAGAAUACGGCAGUGAGUGGCACCUGGCUGAGAUGGGUAUGCACAUGUUGCGCAUAGCGAAGGACAAGUUUUUGAUGCCGGAUUAGCUAAAUGGCUGAUUCAUGUUUGACGCACGUGUGAAAGGGUGUUUUGACGAGUAUCUAACAUGUAUUUGUGAAAUGCCAUUUUGAUAGAUAAUAUUCCUGUGCCAGAAAGAUGAGCAACUAUUAAAGGGCAAACCUGCAACCCUCCAAGAUCUGUCAAGUGUAAGCAAAUCGUUACCU
Molecule: messenger RNA, 1963 nt
Organism: Volvox carteri f. nagariensis
Lineage: Eukaryota; Viridiplantae; Chlorophyta; Chlorophyceae; Chlamydomonadales; Volvocaceae
Exons: 7
Coding region: 23-1183 (386 amino acids)
Biological process (GO): de-etiolation; cellular response to calcium ion; regulation of stomatal closure
Source: RefSeq, a predicted model, not a curated record